AUGAAGCUCCAGAAAGCUUUAGAAUCUCAGAAAGCUCCAAAUCUCACUCUAUCCGAUUAAAUAUUGAACGAAGAGGGUUGUGUUGUUGUAGCCUAAUUUUUGGCUCAAAAUACACAAUUCAUUAACAUUGAACUAAGAGGAUGCAAUAUAAAUGGAAGAGGAUUUGAAAGAAUUUGCAGAUCAAUAAGUCCAGACGCAAGAACUCUGAUCGCUGAAUGGAAUGCUAUAGGUGGAGGUGUGGGUGCUUUGUGUGAUUUAUUGAUGAACCCAUCAUACCAAUUGCAAUUAGUCGAUCUAAAGAACAACAGAAUACAAGCAGAUCAUUGUGCCAGAAUAUGUUAAAUGUUAAAGCAAAAUACAUCCUUAUAAUCAUUGAAUUUAAAAUGGAACGAAAUUGGAGAAAAAGGAGCUCAAUACUUAUUAGAAGGACUCAAUGGCAAUAGAAAUUUAAAAUUUCUGGAUGUCUCUUGCAAUAAGAUACCCGAAGGAUUAGCAACAUAAAUCAGAGAGAGAAUUGAGUAGAAUAGAUCAACAGAUUUGAUGGCUAAAAACUCAACAGGCAUCAAGGAAUCGCAGAGAAAUGCCUAUUAGCCUGUUAAAACUAUGCCAAAAACUGCAGCUACAACCAACAUACCUGAUAAUAGAGCUGUCAAAAAAAAUGAUGCUAUUAGGGUUGCUCAAUUGAAAGAAUAAAUUGAUUAGGAAUUAAGAUAGAAUAGAUUAAUGAAUGAAGAACUUACGAAUAGGAUGAAUGCCUUAAGAUAAGAGAUCCUAUCCAAAGAGCAGGCUGUCAGUAUGGCUAAAAGACAUUUUGAAGAGGAAGUGACCAGAAAAUCUAUAAUUGAAGCCGAAUACACUUAAGUUAAACGAUAAUUUGAUGAACUUGGCAAGGCGAGUGAUUAUAGAUAAUAAGAAGUAAUGAAUGAAUAUGUGGCCAAAAAUAAACAUGUGUUGGCUUUGGAAAAUGAAUAUAUGCAUGAGUUAUCAUAGAUCAGACAUGACAAUAAGUUGUAAAUUGAUCAAAUUAAUUCUAAUUGGUAACCUAGAUUAGAUGGAAUCCAGAGCAAAUUUAAUUCAUUAAUGAAGGCCAAUGAUCAAUACAAUCAAUAGUUAUUAAGAAUGAAGGAAUUCUUUUUGAAAAUGAGAUUAGAUCACGAUGAGAAUGUUAAGGCUGUUGAAGGUAGGCUACUUAUAGAAGAAAAAGCUAAAUAUAAUCAUUAAACUGAAUUGUUGAAGAAGAAGGAGAUGGAAUAAUAGCAGUCAUUGAAAAGAGCUGAAAAUGAAAGUCAGUCCAUUUAGGAUGAUAUGUAAAGAUUAGAAACCAAUUUAACUAGAGAUAGAUAAUUAAUUGAGGAAUAAAUAUAGUAGGAAAGGGAAAAGGUUCAUCAAACGCAUCUACAAAUUAGCAAGAGAAGUAUUAAACAGGAAAAAUUGAUAAAUAAUAACAUCGUUUUAGACCAUCACAUUGAUAAUCUAAUUAAAAAAAUAGACGAAACUUUCUUCAUCUUGAACAUUUAAAAGGAUAGAGGAAUGGAUGAUAUUUAAUAAAGAAGAUUGCUAUAAGAAAGAUAAUAUGCUUUGCAUAAGACUAAUUUGUAGUUAUAACAUCAAAGAAUUUUGGAAUUAGAAAGACUCAUGAGUAAUUAAGAAGGAAAUAAUAUUAAAUUGAGAGCUGAAUAUGAAAAAUUGUGUCACAUUGUUCAAGGAAGAGUGUAGAAUGCAGUUAUUGAAACCUGUAGACUCAAUCUCUAACUAGGAUGA
Messenger RNA from Paramecium tetraurelia, 1761 nucleotides. RefSeq lists its product as uncharacterized. Lineage: Eukaryota; Ciliophora; Oligohymenophorea; Peniculida; Parameciidae. The transcript is spliced from 4 exons. Gene Ontology annotation, cellular component: centrosome. The record is from RefSeq and is a predicted model, not a curated record. Gene Ontology annotation, molecular function: protein binding.